CACUGGGGAAGGGGGGCGGAUUUCGGCAGAGCCGGGGUUCACCGGGCGCCUGCUCUCCUCCCCAGGAGUGUCCCAGCGGCCUUGUGGAUGAGGAGACCUUCAAGCUCAUCUACGCGCAGUUCUUCCCCCAAGGCGACGCCAGCACCUACGCGCAUUUCUUGUUCGACGCCUUCGACGCCGACCGCAACGGAGCUCUCUGCUUCCAGGAUUUUGUCAUCGGUCUCUCCGUCUUGCUGCGGGGGACGGUGCAGCAGAAGCUGAAGUGGGCUUUCAACCUCUAUGAUAUUAAUAAAGACGGCUACAUCACCAAGGAGGAAAUGCUGGAGAUCAUGAAGUCCAUCUAUGACAUGAUGGGGCGCUGCCCCCACCCCACCCUGAGGGACAGCGCGCCCGCCGAGCACGUGGAGCUCUUCUUCCAGAAGAUGGACAGGAACGGUGACGGCGUGGUGACCUUCGAGGAAUUCCUGGAGACAUGCCAGAAGGACGAGGACAUCAUGAGCUCCAUGCAGAUCUUCGAGAACGUGAUCUAG
Charadrius vociferus (killdeer) is the source of this 530-nucleotide messenger RNA. Its product is annotated as calsenilin-like. The annotation marks the transcript as partial. NCBI's taxonomy places the organism in Eukaryota, Metazoa, Chordata, Aves, Charadriiformes, Charadriidae. Gene Ontology annotation, biological process: regulation of potassium ion transmembrane transport; negative regulation of transcription by RNA polymerase II. The transcript is spliced from 6 exons. Gene Ontology annotation, cellular component: voltage-gated potassium channel complex; nucleus. The record is from RefSeq and is a predicted model, not a curated record. Gene Ontology annotation, molecular function: RNA polymerase II cis-regulatory region sequence-specific DNA binding; potassium channel regulator activity; calcium ion binding.